This is a messenger RNA of Saccharomycodes ludwigii, 1080 nucleotides long. Its product is annotated as Frag1/DRAM/Sfk1 family protein. The coding region runs from base 1 to 1080 and encodes 359 amino acids. NCBI's taxonomy places the organism in Eukaryota, Fungi, Ascomycota, Saccharomycetes, Saccharomycodales, Saccharomycodaceae. The transcript has a single exon. The record is from RefSeq and is a predicted model, not a curated record.
AUGAAGUCCAUAAUUCCAGAAAAAUACAAACCAGGAAAUUAUUUCUUUCUAGUUCCGAUAGUGGCUAUGAUCCCAUGGGUAGGCAUGCUAAUAGCAAUGCUAAUCUGUUGGGCAGUACAGGGUAAACCGUUCUAUUCAUUCAUGAAUAGAGGUCAAAAAUUGGCAUUUAUUUCAGAUAUAGGUGCAACAAACUUGCAACCAUUAUUCAUUGCUUGUUCAGCCUGGCAAGGUUUGUUUUAUUUUUUGACUUUAUGCUGUGAGUACUAUCAAAGAUGUGGUAGGUGGCCGAUUUCCAAAACUGCAUUCAAUUACAAAAUAUCGGUAUAUGACGAAAAUAAUGGGGGUGGCAAUAAUAACGAGAGAGUAAGACACGGUUUGAACUUUCCAUCCUAUAUGCCAUUUUGGUUUACUAAACACGAGAGAAACGUCAUGUUUGCUGCAUGCAUCUUGACAGGUAUCGGAGAAAUUUUAUUGUUGUUGGCAACGAUUUUUUCAGAUAAAGAUUAUAACACUACGCACUAUGGCUUGAUUUUCACGUUUGUUGUUUUAAUGGCCAUUGGUGUUGGUCUCAAUAUUUUGGAGUAUAUGUUGAUGGGGUUGUCAUACAUGAAAAUACAUCCAUUGCACAGGAGAUUUAAUAAAUAUGCAAUCAGUGCACUAGCCAAGGGGUUUUGGCUAUUGACUGCCAUUAUUUGGGCUAUUUGUUUUGGUGCCUUGGCCAAUAAUACAAUGAGAGCCCAAUUUGAAUGGUUAUUGGCCUUUUACUUUUGUGUUUUAUUUAUUAUUUAUAGCAUUGACUUUUAUUUGGGUGGAAGAUAUAAGUAUAGUAAGAAUUUCCCAUAUGUAGAGAGUUUUCAAGGUUAUUACAAAUAUGACCAGUGGUAUGCUAAAACACAUGCAAGAUCUGCCAACGCCGAUGAUUAUGCGCCAGAAACAGAGUAUAUGUUUAGAAAUUCGGAAGAAGCACAGGGAGAAAAUCGUGGGGAUGAUGAUGACGGCAAUUAUUAUUAUUAUGAGCAUUAUCAUCACAAUGAUGGUACUAAAGAGACCAAGCCAUCAGUCACUACUGAAGAUUUUUAA